Messenger RNA from Syngnathus typhle (broad-nosed pipefish), 2378 nucleotides. RefSeq names its product glycoprotein M6Aa (gene gpm6aa). Lineage: Eukaryota; Metazoa; Chordata; Actinopteri; Syngnathiformes; Syngnathidae. Gene Ontology annotation, biological process: neuron projection development. Gene Ontology annotation, cellular component: axonal growth cone; neuronal cell body; plasma membrane. The transcript is spliced from 7 exons. The coding region runs from base 174 to 1010 and encodes 278 amino acids. The record is from RefSeq and is a predicted model, not a curated record.
AUGGACAGCACCACAAAGACGGAUGCUUGACAGAGAGCUGACAGUACUCCCUGGAACCACCACCACUAAUAGAUCAGCAUUUUGUGGACUAAACCAUUUGACAUAAACAACCUCAAGACCCUGAAUCACAAAGAGGCUUCUUCUUCGUUGCUAUAAAAAAGAAAAAAAACACGAUGGAAGAAGACAUGGAUGAGGGGCAGACCCAGAAGGGGUGCCUGGAGUGCUGCAUCAAAUGCCUUGGCGGGAUCCCUUACCCGUCGCUCAUUGCCACCAUCUUGCUGUACGCCGGCGUGGCUCUGUUUUGCGGCUGCGGCCACGAGGCACUUUCCGGAACCGUCACCAUCCUGCAAAAUUACUUUGAGGUGGUGCGCAGCCCUGUGGACACUCUGGACGUCUUCACUAUGAUUGACAUAAUCAAGUACGUGAUCUACGGUGUAGCCUCGGCUUUCUUUGUUUAUGGCAUCCUGCUGAUGGUGGAAGGCUUCUUCACCAGCGGGGCCAUCAAAGACCUCUACGGAGAUUUCAAGAUCACAACAUGUGGACGCUGCGUCAGUGCUUGGUUCAUCAUGCUGACGUACAUCUUCAUGCUGGCUUGGCUAGGCGUGACAGCGUUUACCUCCCUGCCUGUCUUCAUCUACUUCAACAUCUGGAACAUUUGCCAAAAUGCAACCAUGCUGGAGGGUACCACACUUUGCCUGGACCCGCGCCAGUACGGUAUUGUGGCUAUUAACGAAGCAAAGACAGUUUGUGCUGGAUCUGAGAAGUUCUACAAGAUGUGCGAAUCUACUGAGCUGGACAUGACAUUCCAUCUGUUCAUCUGCGCCCUUGCUGGAGCAGGAGCCGCCGUCAUUGCUAUGAUCCACUACUUGAUGGUGCUGUCUGCCAACUGGGCCUACGUGAAAGACGCAUGCCGAAUGCAAAAGUACGAGGACAUCAAGUCUAAGGAGGAGCAGGAGCUUCACGACAUCCACUCCACUCGCUCCAAGGAACGGCUCAAUGCUUACACAUAAAAAGCCAAGUUGAGGCGAGGGGGUCACUCACUCGGUUUUUCCUCGCCAUUGCCAAUGUCACUGGUGCGUCACAUGACAAUGUGGUUUGGGCGGAGGUCGGCCUCAGCUGCAAACAACAUUACAGCUUACAAAAAAGAAGCCCCUUUACCUCUCUCGUGAAUGUUUUUUGUUAUCAUUCUAUCAGUUGUUGGGAAAUAAGACCAGUCGUUUUGCAUCGCGUAGUAGUGUAGUGUCGAUUGUGGAAAAGUGAGUAGCGCUAGAGGUAGAUUUUCUUUUUUUAUUAUGUUUCAUGCUUUUUCUUAGAAAAUACUUUGCUAAGCCUAUUUUCUUUUUUGCUCGUGACCAUCUUGUUACGUAUACUCUCGAGUCAAUUCAACCUGGUACGAAUUUAAGCAUUAAAAAUGUUAAAUAGGGGUUUAAUAUACCAUACAUUGAACACUAUUAGAGAAAGUAGAAAGAAAAGAACAAUAUUGUGACGUUUGUUUCUAUUAUGAGAAAUGUGACUAACUUUAAACAGGUCAGUGCAUGCAUAUUUAACCAGUAGACAAUAAAUUGAACAAUUUUCCAAUUAGAUUUAAAAAAUCUCUCUCUCUCUCUUUUUUUUUUUUUUUUAUAAAUGUAGGCAAUUUUAAAAAAAUUAAAAUUGGUUAAUUUGACCUGAAAUGUAACAGGAGCUUUAUGGUAUUUCUUGGAGUUUUAGGGUGACACCAUUCAUUUUUUGCCUCACAGGGAGGUCAACAGGGGCUUCAAAAAGGUUCUCAAGCACAUUUCUCAUCUAACAUGUGAUAUCGAUGUACUGUAUGUGAAUGACUGAUGUUCGUGUUUAAAAAAAAAAAACUCGUACAGUAAAAUAUUUGCCAGGGAUUAAAACCACAAAUCACAAUACACUAGCUACUUUAUAUUUUAAGAAAAAAAAAUAACAAUGAAUACCAAAAUCUCAAUGACUUGCUAGGUGUGCCAAGCCUGUUGAACGGGGAAAUUAUUUUUGGAUCGAUAUAUAUUAACGGGAUUAAAUUUGCAAGAAAGGGAUCAUAUAGUAUCUCUAGACUGUGAAUGAUUCCAUUGGCACUAAAAGCAAAUGCUCCCAUAAGACACUGUUAUGAUUAUGACUGAUAAUUUUGUUGUUUGAAUAAAUUUAGUGGGGGGUUUUCUCUGCAGACUCUGCACUGUGUAUAGUGAUACUGUAUUAAUGCAUUCCAAUGUGUGAUCAAGCAUUGCGAUUUAUAGGAGAAUAAGAAUAUGGGUUUUCUUAAAGGAGACAUAUUUUGUCACAAUUUAAAGCAGUUCCCAGAUAUCUUCAGAGGUGCUUUCUAGCAUUCUUUGGUUAGAAUCCACAAGGGCUUACAGCACACUUGGCAUCAACUUGUC